Molecule: messenger RNA, 1341 nt
Organism: Paramisgurnus dabryanus
Lineage: Eukaryota; Metazoa; Chordata; Actinopteri; Cypriniformes; Cobitidae
Source: RefSeq, a predicted model, not a curated record
UAGAUAUUGUGUCCUGUAUGAUCAAACACUACUUGGAAACAAGGGCACAGAGGUGUUAUAACGAGGGGAUAAAUAAACAAAACUAAAAAACGCUUCUAAAUAUUAUUAAAGACAAAUAAUCAAAUAGUUUACAGAUUACAACCUCAUUGCAAAACCACAAAUCACAUGAAAUCCGUCCUCUGCUUUAUCCGGAGACAGAUGCUCAGCGUGGAUUUGAUCUUAUUGUGCCAAAAUAAAGAGUUUACUGUCGUGUAGUUUGGUCUCUAAAUAAAGCUCUGAAUCUCAGCUCUGUGCUCGCGCUGUUUUCACCUCGCUAAACUUAUAAAACACCACGGUUUUUAUUCGAUAUUUCAGAGGAGAAAACACAGUCACUCGCAACUCGGGAAGGCGCGCAGUCACAGACAGACUGAGUCUAUAAGGUUCUCAUGUGUUGUAUAACCGCGCGGCGCCUCUCGGCAGUCCAGCAUUACUGAUCGAGUUCAGUUUUUGUGACAGUUCAGAUCUAUUUAGAAGAAUGACAGAAACCGCUCCAGCUCCAGCUGCUCCACCGGCCAAAGCGCCCAAGAAGAAAACUGCAGCCAAGGCAAAGAAAACGGGUCCGAGCGUGAGCGAGCUCGUCGUCAAAGCUGUGACAGCCUCCAAGGAGAGAAGCGGCGUCUCCCUCGCUGCCCUGAAGAAAGCGCUCGCCGCCGCCGGCUACGACGUGGAGAAGAACAACUCCCGCGUCAAGAUCGCCAUCAAGGGUCUGGUGACUAAAGGCACCUUGGUUCAGACUAAAGGAACCGGCGCGUCUGGCUCAUUCAAGCUGAACAAGAAGCAAGCAGAGACCAAGAAGGCCGCUCCUAAAGCAAAGAAGCCCGCAGCCAAAAAGACCGCAGCUGCCAAGAAGCCCAAGGCUGCAGCAGCAAAGAAGACCGCCGCAAAGAAAUCUCCGAAGAAGGCAAAGAAGCCCGCUGCCACAGCCGCUAAGAAGGCGACAAAGAGCCCCAAGAAAGCAACCAAGAGCCCCAAAAAAGCAAAGAAGCCUGCGGCCCCUAAGAAAGCAGCAAAGAGCCCCAAAAAGGCGAAGGUUGCGAAGCCCAAGACGGCAAAGCCUAAAGCGGCCAAGCCUAAAAAGGCCGCACCCAAAAAGAAGUAAAGUCACCAGCUGAGGUGUUUUGCUCUGGAAACAAACGGCUCUUUUAAGAGCCACCCACCAUCUCACAAAAGAGUUUCAUAUCUGCAUUUAUUGAUGUGUUUAUACACUAUAAUGUACUUUAAUUUGAACAGUUAAAUUAACCCGUGCUUAAGCCGGCAGAGUUAAGCACUUAGCUGACUGUUUAUAAAUCAUCAAGCGGUGAA